Molecule: messenger RNA, 11907 nt
Organism: Chrysochloris asiatica (Cape golden mole)
Lineage: Eukaryota; Metazoa; Chordata; Mammalia; Afrosoricida; Chrysochloridae
Gene: DNAH3
Product: dynein, axonemal, heavy chain 3
Exons: 61
Coding region: 1-11907 (3968 amino acids)
Biological process (GO): microtubule-based movement
Cellular component (GO): dynein complex
Molecular function (GO): ATP hydrolysis activity; minus-end-directed microtubule motor activity; dynein intermediate chain binding
Source: RefSeq, a predicted model, not a curated record
AUGAAGACCAUGAAUGACCUGGAAUGUUCAGCUCAGAGGACCACCCGAGAUGCCUCCAUACAUCACAUGAGCCAUCCUCAGAAUCGGCCCGAGCUGCCCCCUCUGCCUACUUCCAUCAAUGAGGAGCCGUCUGAAAUCUAUCAGACGGUCAUGUCACAUAGCUUUUACCCCCCCUUGAUGCAACGUACCUCAUGGACUCUGGCUGCCCCCUUCAAAGAGCAGCAUCACCACCGUGGUCCCAGCGACUCCAUUGCCAACAACUAUUCCUUGAUGGCCCAGGACCUGAAGCUGAAGAACCUGCUAAAAAUCUACCAGCCGAUUACCAUCAGCGUCCCCAGGGAAAAGAGCUUUCAAAGGCUGUCACAAGGUAUAUCAAUUAAAACCUCAGUAAAGCCCAACAAAAAGAAAAUGACGGUUUUCUUCAGAGACAGAGAGGAAGCUACCAGAACCGAGUUAACCUGCCACCUCUCCACCUACCCAGCCAUGAAGGAGGUGAUGUCUUUAAAAUCUUCAGGAAGCAGACCAAUGAGUCCAGAGGAACAAAUUAAUGUGAUGAUACAGCAGGAGAUGGAAAUAGAGAGCAGAGACGCCAAACCAUCUGAAUUAGACUUAGAGAGGUACUACUACUACCUGACCCAUGGAAUCCGGAAAGACAUGAUUGCCCCUGAGGAGGCAGAGGUGAUGAUGCGGAUUUCAACGCUGAUUUCGAACAAGCAGAUAGCAAGCGCCUUGGAACCUCUGCUUGAGAAGCUCAUUAAGGAGAAGGAAAAUGACUAUUACACUAGCAUCAUGAAAAGCAUUGUCGAUUACAUCCUCAUGGACCCAGUGGAGAGAAAAAGGCUCUUCAUCAAUAGCAUCCCUCGCUUGUUUCCUCAAAGAGUGAUCCGGGCCCCUGUACCCUGGCACAGUGUCUACAAGUCUACCAAGAAGUGGAAUGAGGAACACCUGCACUCUGUGAACCCCAUGAUGCUCAGCCUGAAAGAACUGUGGUUUUCAGGGUUUGCUGACCUCAGAUUUGUUCGAACAGAAGAAUUAUUGGCAGGACAAUUGCCCCUGCAGCCUCAUGAAUAUCAAGCUGAGAUCCAGAAACACUGCAUGGACACACGUCAAAUUCUUCUCACCAAGUGGAUCCCCGCCUGUGUUCAGCUUUUUAUCUCACAGAAAGAUCAGUGGAUUCAUUUUGCUCCCAGGAACGAUUAUGAGUCCUCUCGUAUCAUUGAAGAAUAUUUUGCGUCUGUUGGAUCCUUCAUGUCACUGCAGCUUAGAGAGUUGGUUGUGAAGUCUAUGGAGGACCUUGUUUCCUUUUUCAUGAUACACAAGGACGGCAAUGACUUCAAUGAACCCUACCAAGAGAUGGCGUUCUUCACACCUCAGCACAUCAUGAUCAAACUUGAAGUCAAUGAACCCAUUAUUGCCUUUAAUCCAUCUUUUGAUGACUGCUGGAAAUUAAUAUACAACUCUCUCUUAGAAAUUAUUAACAACUCUGAGAAUAUCCCUAAGGUGGAAUCACUUUUGUUCCCAGAGCUAAAAGGAUAUAACCUGGUUCUUGAGACUGUGAAAACUGAAGAAAAAUUGGUUUCUGAUUUAGUAGAUGAAAUUUUUGAGGUAUUCCAGAAAAACAAAGUUGGCCCUCACAAAUACUUAAAUGUUUAUAAGAAGUAUGAUGACUUGUUGGAUAACAUGGCAGAACAAAAUAUCACUGAGUUCCUGAAAGAGAAGCAUGAAAUUGAGGAUUUUGUGAAGAGGAUCAAUGAAAUUAAGAAGCUGAGAAAUGAAAUUGCAUCUCUGCACAUUACCGUGCCUUUGGCCAUGUUCUGCCUUGAUACCAUGGCCCUCAAUUACGAUCUUUGUGAACGAGCCCAAAAUCUUAAGGAUCGGCUGAUUCAAUUCCAAGUGGAUGUAAACCGGGACACCAACACCAGCAUCUGUAAUCAGUACAGCAUCAUCGCAGACAAAGUCAGUGAAAUUCCCGCCAACACCGAGGAGCUGGUAUUUCUCCUGGCAUUCUUAAAGAAAUCCAGUGAAGUCACUGUGUUCAAACUCAGGAGGCAACUUAGAGAUGCAAUUGAACGGCUAGAGUUUUUGUUGGACUAUGCAGAUUUGCCCCGUAACACUCUGUUCCUCUGGCCGGACCAAAUUGAAGAUAUCUUUGAAAACAGUCGAAACCUGCUCUACAACAGAAGGGAUCAGGCGGAGAUGGACCUGAUUAAAAGAUGUUCAGAAUUUCAGUCAAAGCUCGAGGGCUACAACAAGGAACUGGAAGCUUUCAGGAAGCGAGAAGUGAUGACCACAGAAGAAAUGAAGAACAACGUUGAAAAGCUUAAUGAGAUAUCUAAGAACCUGGAACAGGCACUGGUGGAAUUUGAGUUGAUCAAUAAAGAGGAAGAGUUGUUGGAAAAAGAGAAGAGUACCUUUCCUCUUCUGCAAAUCAUGAUGAUCAACAAAGUGCCUUACGAGCAACUAUGGGUGACGACCUACGAGUUCAGCACCAAGUCAGAGGAAUGGAUGAACGGACCCCUUUAUUUACUGAAUGCUGAGGAAAUCACAGAGGAAAUCGGGUCUAUGUGGAGGACAGUAUAUAAACUGACCAAGACCUUAGUCGAUGUGCCAGCACCCAAGCGCUUAGCAGAGAGUGUGAAAAUCAAGAUUGAUAAGUUCAAGCAGAACAUUCCAAUUCUGAACAUCUCCUGCAACCCUGGAAUGAAAGAGCGGCAUUGGCAACAGAUCAGUGAAAUUGUUGGCUGUGAAAUAAAGCCCAGUGAGACGACUUGUCUCCAAAAUAUGCUGGAAUUUGGAUUGGGCAAAUUCAUUGAAAAACUGGAGCCCAUUGGUGCAGCCGCCAGUAAAGAACAUUCUAUGGAGAAAAACUUGGAGAGAAUGAAGUUGGACUGGGUUAACAUGAUGUUCAAUUUUGUGAAAUACAGAGACACUGAUACAAACAUCUUGUGUGCAGUUGAUGACAUCCAACUGCUACUAGACGAUCACGUGAUAAAGAUUCAGACCAUGUGCGGCUCGCCAUUCAUCAAACCAAUAGAAACAGAAUGCCGGAAAUGGGAAGAAAAGUUAGUGCGUGUGCAAGACAUUUUGGAUGCCUGGUUGAAGUGCCAAGCCACCUGGCUGUAUCUAGAACCUAUCUUCAGUUCAGAGGACAUCAUAGCCCAGAUGCCAGAAGAGGGCAGGAAAUUCGCCAUCGUUGAUAGUUACUGGAAGUCCAUCAUGUCCCAAGCGGUGAAAGAUGCCAGGGUUCUGAUGGCAGCAGACCAGCCCCGGAUGAAUGAGAAGCUUCAAGAAGCUAACCUUCUGUUGGAUGACAUCCAGAGGGGGCUGAAUGAUUACUUGGAGAAGAAGAGACUUUUUUUCCCCAGGUUCUUCUUCCUGUCGAACGAUGAGCUGCUAGAGAUUUUAUCAGAGACAAAGGAUCCCCUGCGAGUCCAGCCGCACUUGAAGAAGUGCUUCGAGGGAAUUGCCAAGCUGGAGUUUACGGAAAACUUGGAAAUCGAGGGCAUGAUCAGCUCAGAAAAAGAAACUGUUCCAUUCAAACAGAAAAUCUACCCAGCCAGAGCCAAAGGUAUGGUCGAGAAAUGGCUCCAGCAAGUGGAGCAAAUGAUGCUUGCCAGUAUGCUAGAAGUCAUUAAACUUGGGAUUGAAGCAUAUGCCAAGGUCCCUCGCAAUGACUGGGUCUUGCAGUGGCCUGGUCAGGUGGUGAUCUGCGUCUCUUCCAUCUUCUGGACCCAGGAAGUGUCCCAAGCCAUGGUCGAAAACACCCUACCAGAUUUUCUGCAAAAGAGCAAUGAUCAGAUUGCACAGAUUGUCCAGCUGGUGCGUGGGAAGCUGAGCAGUGGGGCUCGGCUCACUCUCGGGGCCCUCACAGUCAUCGAUGUCCAUGCUCGUGAUGUGGUAGCCAAGUUAUCUGAGGACAAGAUUUCUGAUCUGAAUGACUUCCAGUGGAUCUCCCAGCUGCGCUACUACUGGGAGGCCAAGGAUGUGAAGGUGCAGAUGAUAACAACCGAAGUCUUGUAUGGUUAUGAGUACCUGGGCAACUCCCCUCGACUGGUCAUCACUCCCCUCACUGACCGUUGCUACAGAACAUUAAUGGGAGCUUUGAAGCUGAACCUUGGGGGUGCUCCAGAGGGUCCAGCUGGGACAGGCAAGACAGAGACCACCAAAGAUCUGGCCAAAGCUUUGGCCAAGCAGUGUGUGGUCUUCAACUGCUCCGAUGGGUUGGAUUACAAAGCCAUGGGGAAAUUCUUCAAGGGACUGGCCCAGGCUGGAGCGUGGGCCUGUUUUGAUGAGUUCAACAGGAUUGAGGUAGAAGUGCUGUCUGUGGUCGCACAACAGAUUCUCAGCAUUCAACAAGCCAUCAUCCGGAAGCUGAGGACGUUCAUCUUUGAAGGCACUGAGCUUUCCCUGAACCCAACCUGCGCUGUCUUCAUCACCAUGAACCCUGGAUAUGCUGGCAGGGCCGAGCUCCCAGAUAACCUCAAGGCCUUGUUCAGGACAGUGGCCAUGAUGGUACCAGAUUAUGCCCUGAUUGGAGAAAUCUCCCUCUACUCUAUGGGCUUUCUGGACUCCAGAAGUCUUGCUCAGAAGAUCGUGGCCACCUACCGCCUGUGCUCAGAGCAGCUCUCCUCACAGCAUCACUAUGACUAUGGCAUGCGUGCUGUCAAGUCGGUGCUCACUGCCGCCGGCAACCUGAAACUCAAGUAUCCCGAGGAAGAUGAGAGUGUCCUGCUGCUCCGGGCCUUGCUGGAUGUCAACCUGGCCAAGUUCCUGGCUCAAGAUGUCCCUCUAUUUCAGGGAAUUAUAUCAGAUUUGUUUCCUGGAGUUGUUCUUCCAAAGCCAGACUAUGACAUUUUCAUGGAAGUGCUGAAUAAGAACAUCAAAAAGAUGAAACUUCAGCCAGUACCUUGGUUUAUUGGGAAAAUUAUUCAGAUCUAUGAGAUGAUGCUGGUCAGGCAUGGCUACAUGAUCGUCGGAGACCCCAUGGGCGGCAAGACCUGUGCUUACAAGGUGUUGGCUGCAGCUCUGGGUGACUUAAAUGCAGCUAACCAAAUGGAGGAGUUUCCCGUGGAGUACCAGGUCAUCAACCCCAAGGCGAUCACCAUGGGCCAGCUCUAUGGGUGCUUUGACCCAGUGAGCCAUGAAUGGACGGACGGUGUCCUUGCCAACACUUUCCGGGAGCAAGCGUCUUCAGUAUCUGACGACCGCAAGUGGAUUAUAUUUGAUGGGCCAGUGGAUGCUGUUUGGAUUGAAAAUAUGAACACUGUUCUGGAUGACAAUAAAAAGCUGUGUCUAAUGAGUGGAGAGAUUAUCCAGAUGAAUUCCAAGAUGAGCCUCAUCUUCGAGCCAGCUGACCUUGAGCAGGCAUCACCAGCCACUGUGAGCAGGUGUGGGAUGAUCUACAUGGAACCCCAUCAGCUAGGCUGGAAACCCCUGAAGGAUUCUUACAUGGACACCCUGCCCUCCUGCCUCACUGAGGAGCACAAGGAAUUGGUUGAUGACAUGUUCAUGUGGCUCGUUCAGCCCUGUCUGGAAUUUAUUCGUCUUCAUUGUAGAUUUGUGGUCCAAACAUCUCCCAUUCACCUUGCCUUCUCCAUGAUGAGGCUGUACUCCUCUCUGCUUGAUGAACUCAGGAAAGAGGAAGAGGAGGAAAGUGAAGUAUUUGAAGGCCUGACAAGCCAACAGAUCUUCCUCUGGCUGCAAGGCCUGUUCCUCUUUGCUUUGGUGUGGACCGUGGCUGGGACCAUCAAUGCGGACAGCAGAAAGAAAUUUGAUGUGUUUUUUCGCAACUUGAUCAUGGGUAUGGAUGACAACCACCCGAGGCCCAAAAGCGUCAAGCUCACCAAAAACAACAUCUUCCCUGAAAGAGGAAGCAUCUAUGACUUCUACUUUCUGAAGCAAGGUGGUGGGCAUUGGAAUGUAUGGACAGAAUAUAUCACUAAAGAGGAGGAAGCUAUUCCAGCUAAUGCAAAGGUCUCAGAACUCAUCAUCCCCACGAUGGAGACAGCCCGGCAGACUUUCUUCUUGAAAACCUACUUGGAUCAUGAGAUUCCGAUGCUGUUCGUGGGUCCCACAGGCACUGGAAAAUCAGCAAUCACCAACAAUUUCCUUCUCCACCUUCCCAAAAGCCUCUACCUGCCCAACUGCAUCAAUUUCUCUGCCAGAACUUCAGCCAACCAGACCCAGGAUAUCAUCAUGUCCAAGUUGGAUCGGCGGCGGAAAGGGCUUUUUGGGCCUCCUAUAGGGAAGAAAGUCGUGGUGUUUGUAGAUGACCUCAACAUGCCAGCCAAAGAGGUGUAUGGAGCCCAGCCCCCUAUCGAGCUCUUGAGGCAAUGGAUUGACCAUGGCUACUGGUUUGAUAAGAAAGACACAAACAAGCUGGACAUUACAGAUGUAUUGCUUGUGACCGCCAUGGGCCCCCCUGGAGGAGGAAGGAAUGACAUAUCUGGACGAUUCACUCGCCAUCUGAAUAUCAUUUCCAUCAAUGGCUUUGAGGAUGAGAUAUUAACCAAGAUUUUCAGUUCUAUUGCUGACUGGCACUUUGGGAAAGGGUUUGAUGUGGCAUUCUUAAGGCAUGGAAAGAUAAUGGUGCAAGCUACUAUGACCAUUUAUAAAGCUGCAGUAGAAAAUUUCUUGCCAACUCCCUCCAAGUCUCAUUACGUCUUUAACCUGCGAGACUUCUCUCGAGUGAUCCAAGGGGUUCUGCUCUGCCCUCAUACCCACCUGCAGGAUGUAGAAAAAUUUAUCCGGCUUUGGAUCCAUGAGGUUUAUCGGGUCUUCUAUGACCGUCUGAUUGACCAGGAGGACAGACAGGUCUUCUUCAACAUGGUGAAGGAGACGACUGCCAAUUGUUUCAAGCAGACUGUGGAAAAGGUCCUCAUCCACCUCUCACCCACUGGAAAGAUUGUUGAUGAUAACAUCCGCAGCCUCUUCUUUGGAGAUUUCUUCCAACCAGAGAGUGACCAGAAAAUCUAUGAUGAAAUCACUGACCUGAAACAACUCACUGUGGUCAUGGAGUAUUACCUAGAAGAGUUCAACAACAUCAGCAAGGCCCCCAUGUCCUUGGUCAUGUUCAAGUUCGCCAUUGAGCACAUCUCCCGGAUUUGCAGGGUUCUGAAACAGAGCAAAGGCCACUUACUUCUGGUGGGCAUUGGGGGCAGUGGACGGCAGAGCGCCACCAAACUGUCCACAUUUAUGAACUCAUGUGAGCUAUACCAGAUCGAGAUCACCAAGAACUACACAGGCAACGAAUGGCGAGAGGACUUGAAGAAGAUCAUGCUGCAGGUCGGUGUGGCCAUCAAGAGUACCGUGUUCCUCUUUGCUGACAACCAGAUCAAGGACGAGUCGUUCGUUGAAGACAUCAACAUGCUUCUGAACACAGGUGAUGUGCCCAACAUCUUCCCGGCUGAUGAGAAAGCUGACAUUGUGGAGAAGAUGCAAAUGGCAGUGAGAACAGAAGGAGAGAAGAUGGAAAUCACUCCUCUUUCUAUGUAUAACUUCUUUAUUGAAAGAGUGAAGAAGAACCUUCACAUCGUCCUUGCCAUGAGUCCAAUUGGAGACGCCUUCCGGAAUCGCCUGAGGAUGUUCCCGUCGCUGAUCAACUGCUGCACAAUUGAUUGGUUCCAGUCCUGGCCCACAGAUGCCUUGGAGCUAGUGGCCAACAAAUUUCUGGAAGAUGUGGAGCUUGAUGACAACAUUCGGACAGAUUGUCCUUGGGCCUGCACCAAGUGGAUUUGCCAGCCUGUCACCAGGAGUGCUACCACAGGGCCAGGGGAAGCCUCACUCAGGAUUCCAUUCUUCAAUGUCACUGGGAAGAACGAAUGUGAGGGGGACCUGGCAGAGGCGAUGCCAGCCCUGGAAGCCGCCCUCUCAGCGCUGGACACCCUGAACCCUGCAGACAUCUCCCUGGUGAAGGCCAUGCAGAACCCCCCUGGCCCUGUCAAGUUGGUCAUGGAGAGCAUCUGUGUUAUGAAAGGGCUGCGACCAGAGAGGAAGCCAGACCCCGGCGGCUCUGGUAAGAUGAUAGAAGAUUUCUGGGGGGUGUCAAGAAAGAUUCUUGGUGAUCUGAAAUUCUUGGAGAGUCUUAAGACAUACGAUAAAGACAACAUUCCCCCAACUGUCAUGAAGAGGAUCCGGGAGAGGUUUAUUGAUCACCCAGACUUCCAGCCGGCUGUCAUUAAAAAUGUGUCAUCAGCCUGUGAAGGUCUGUGCAAGUGGGUGAGGGCCAUGGAGGUGUACGACCGUGUGGCCAAAGUGGUGGCUCCCAAACGGGAGCGACUGAAGGAAGCCGAAGGGAAGUUGGAAGCGCAGAUGCAGAAACUGAACCUGAAGCGGGCAGAGCUAAAGCUGGUGGAAGACCGCCUGCAGGCCCUGAAUGACGACUUCGAAGAGGUGAACAACAAGAAAAACACCUUGGAGGAAAACAUCGAAAUCUGCUCCCAAAAGCUUAUCAGGGCAGAGAAGCUGAUCAGUGGUCUUGGGGGAGAAAAGGACAGGUGGACAGAAGCUGCCCGGCAGUUAGGGAUCCGGUAUGUUAACCUGACAGGAGAUGUCUUGGUGUCUUCGGGGACUGUGGCUUACCUGGGUGCCUUUACGGUGGAUUAUCGGACCAGGUGCCAAAAGCAGUGGUUGGAACAGUGCACGGAGAAGGUCAUUCCUGGUUCCAAUGACUUCAGUCUCAGUAACACAUUAGGGGAUCCCGUAAAAAUCCGUGCCUGGCAGAUUGCUGGGCUGCCCAUUGACUCCUUCUCCAUUGACAAUGGCAUCAUUGUGUCCAAUUCUAGACGCUGGGCCUUAAUGAUUGACCCUCAAGGGCAGGCCAAUAAAUGGAUCAAGAACAUGGAGAAAGCUAAUAAGCUGGCUGUCAUUAAGUUUUCUGAUGCCAGCUAUGUGAGGACACUGGAAAAUGCCCUGCAGUUUGGCACCCCUGUCUUGCUUGAAAACGUUGGGGAAGAACUGGAUGCCUUCAUUGAACCCAUCUUGCUCAAGUCAACAUUUAAGCAGCAAGGGGUCGAAUAUAUGAGGCUAGGCGAAAAUAUCAUUGAAUACUCCAAGGACUUCAAGUUAUACAUCACAACCCGUUUGAGAAAUCCACAUUAUCUCCCAGAAGUCGCUGUGAAAGUCUGCCUCCUUAACUUCAUGAUCACCCCCUUGGGUCUCCAAGAUCAACUCCUUGGCAUUGUGGCUGCCAAGGAGAAGCCGGAACUGGAAGACAAAAAGAAUAAGUUGAUCGUGGAAAGCGCCAAGAACAAGAAGCAGCUAAAGGAAAUCGAAGAUAAAAUCUUGGAAGUCCUCUCCUUGUCUGAGGGCAACAUUCUUGAGGAUGAAACUGCCAUCAAAGUUUUGUCUUCCUCUAAAAUCCUGUCUGAAGAAAUAUCUGAGAAACAGGAUAUCGCUUCUGUGACAGAAACGCAGAUUGACGAGACCCGGAUGGGCUACAAGCCAGUGGCUGUUCAUUCUGCCACCAUCUUCUUUUGUAUCUCUGACCUGGCCAAUAUUGAACCAAUGUACCAGUACUCCCUGACGUGGUUCAUAAACCUGUAUGUCCAAUCCCUGGCCAACAGCAAGAAAAGUGAGGAGCUGGACCUACGUAUUGAGUACAUCAUUGAACAUUUCACCCUGAGCAUUUACAACAACGUCUGCCGCUCUCUGUUUGAGAAGGACAAACUGCUAUUCUCCCUCCUCCUGACCAUCGGCAUCAUGAAAGAGAAAAAGCAAAUUGAUGAGGAAGCUUGGUACUUUCUUCUAACUGGAGGCAUUGCUCUAGAUAACCCCUUCACCAACCCAGUUCCCGAAUGGCUGUCUGAGAAGGCCUGGUCAGAAAUUGUCCGUGCAUCCUCAUUACCCAAACUGAAAGGCUUAAUGGAUCAUUUCCAACAAAACGUUGAAGACUGGAAGUUCAUCUAUGACUCAGCCUGGCCCCAUGAGGAGUCAUUUCCCGGACAAUGGAAGUUCAUUCAAGGACUGGAAAGGAUGGUGAUUCUCCGAUGUUUACGACCUGACAAAAUUGUCCCGGCUGUUCGUGAGUUCAUUGCCAAACACAUGGGGAAGGUGUACGUUGAGCCCCCUACGUUUGACCUCCAGGGUUCCUACAAUGACUCCAGCUGUUGCGCACCACUGAUCUUUGUGCUGUCUCCUGGCGCAGACCCAAUGGCAGGCUUGUUGAAAUUUGCUGAUGAUCUUAGCAUGGGAGGUGGCAAAACACAGACCAUCUCCCUAGGCCAAGGCCAAGGCCCUAUUGCUGCCAAAAUGAUCAAAACAGCCAUCAAAGAUGGGACAUGGGUGGUCUUACAGAAUUGCCAUCUGGCCACAAGCUGGAUGCCUGCCCUGGAAAAGAUCUGUGAGGAAGUCAUUGUUCCUGAGAGCACCCACAACCAAUUCAGACUCUGGCUAACUAGCUAUCCAUCGGAGAAGUUUCCAGUCAGCAUUCUCCAGAAUGGGAUCAAAAUGACCAAUGAGCCUCCCAAAGGGCUUCGAGCCAACCUUUUGCGCUCCUACCUCAAUGACCCAAUCUCAGAUCCUGUGUUCUUCCAGAGCUGUUCAAAGACGGUGAUGUGGCAAAAGCUUUUGUUUGGCCUUUGCUUCUUCCAUGCCAUCGUUCAAGAGAGGAGAAACUUUGGACCCUUGGGUUGGAAUAUUCCUUAUGAGUUCAAUGAAUCUGACCUAAGGAUUAGCAUGCGGCAGACCCAGAUGUUUCUGAAUGAAUACAAGGAAGUGCCGUUUGACGCUCUGAUCUACCUGACAGGGGAAUGUAAUUAUGGAGGCCGAGUGACUGAUGACAAAGACAGGCGUCUCCUGCUGUCCCUUCUGUCCAUGUUCUACUGUAAGGACAUUGAGCAGGACCAUUACUUCCUCGCUCCUGGAGACAUUUACUACAUCCCUGCCCAUGGCACCUACCAGUCUUACAUCGAGUACCUCAGGGGCCUCCCCAUCACAGCCCACCCAGAAGUGUUCGGUCUGCAUGAGAAUGCUGACAUCACCAAGGACAACCAGGAAACCAACCUGCUGUUUCAGGGGGUGCUGCUGACCCUCCCUAGGCAGUCGUCAGGGAGUGGCAAGUCUUCUCAGGAAGUAGUUGAGGAGCUGGCUCAGGAUGUGCUCUCCAAGCUUCCCAAGGACUUUGACCUGGAAGUGGUCAUGAAGUUGUACCCUGUGGUGUAUGAGGAAUCCAUGAACACUGUUCUAAGGCAGGAGCUCAUCAGAUUCAACAGGCUGACCACAGUGGUUCGCAGUAGCCUCAUUGAUCUUGGCAGAGCCAUCAAAGGGCAGGUCCUGAUGUCCUCAGAGCUGGAAGAUGUCUUCAAUAGCAUGCUCGUGGGGAAAGUGCCCACCAUGUGGGCGGCCAAGUCUUACCCAUCUCUGAAGCCCUUGGGGGGCUAUGUGACUGACCUGCUGGCCCGCCUGACCUUCUUCCAGGAAUGGAUUGACAAGGGGCCCCCUGCUGUCUUUUGGAUCUCUGGAUUCUACUUCACACAGUCUUUUUUGACGGGAGUCUCCCAGAAUUACGCCCGGAAAUACACCAUCCCCAUUGACCACAUCGGAUUUGAGUUCGAGGUGACCAGACAGGAAACAACUGUGGAGAAUAAUCCAGAAGAUGGGGCCUACAUAAAAGGGCUCUUUUUAGAAGGUGGCCGUUGGGAUAGGACAACAAUGCAGCUAGGGGAAUCUCUCCCCAAAAUCCUCUAUGACCCACUGCCCAUCAUUUGGCUGAAACCUGGGGACAGCGCCAUGUUUCUGCAUCAGGACAUUUAUGUGUGUCCAGUCUACAAAACAAGUGCUCGGAGAGGCACCCUCUCUACCACAGGCCACUCCACCAACUACGUCCUCUCCAUUGAACUCCCAACAGACAGGCCCCAGAAACACUGGAUCAACCGAGGGGUGGCCUCCUUGUGCCAACUAGAUGACUGA